Molecule: messenger RNA, 2768 nt
Organism: Myxozyma melibiosi
Lineage: Eukaryota; Fungi; Ascomycota; Lipomycetes; Lipomycetales; Lipomycetaceae
Product: kinase-like domain-containing protein
Exons: 2
Coding region: 50-2449 (799 amino acids)
Biological process (GO): microtubule cytoskeleton organization; intracellular signal transduction; protein phosphorylation
Cellular component (GO): cytoplasm
Molecular function (GO): ATP binding; protein serine/threonine kinase activity; tau-protein kinase activity
Source: RefSeq, a predicted model, not a curated record
UGUUCCUUGGCUCCCACUUCCCUUGAUCCGCAACGCCAACUCACCAGCCAUGGCGCCUUCCGCGCCAUCUUCGUCGUCGCAGGCAUCUCAGCCUCCGCAGACUCAGGUACCUCCUCAACUGCACCGCACUCAUUCGUCUUCUUCCAAACGCCGCACGCUUGGAGACUGGGAUCUCCUGAAGACCAUCGGCGCGGGCUCGAUGGGCAAAGUCAAGCUCGCGCGCCAUCGUCUCUCCGGCGAGCUUGCUGCUGUCAAGAUUGUCCCGCGCUAUGUCCCAGAAGGUCAGCUGCAACGCCAUAAUCCAAAAUACCUGCCCAUCAUGCGCGCGGGGCCGGACGGUGUUUCAACCGAACAGCCAAAGCUCUCAUCCGACGAAAGCAAGGAAAUCCGCACCAUCCGCGAAGCCGCCAUUGCUUCCUUACUCGAUCAUCGCUAUAUUUGCAGUCUACGUGAAGUAAUGGCAAUGACUCAUCACUACUACAUGGUGUUUGAAAACGUUGCCGGCGGACAGAUGCUAGACUAUAUUAUCUCGCAUGGUCGUCUAAAGGAGAAGCAGGCGCGCAAGUUUGCUCGCCAGAUCGCCUCUGCCAUCGACUACUGCCAUCAUAACUCGGUCGUCCAUCGCGAUUUGAAGAUUGAAAAUAUUCUUAUUUCAAAGUCUGGAGACAUCAAGAUUAUCGAUUUUGGACUUUCGAAUCUUUACUCCCCUCGAUCGCUGCUCAAAACAUUUUGCGGAUCCCUUUAUUUCGCAGCUCCGGAGCUAUUGAACUCGAAGCAGUACAUCGGUCCAGAAGUUGACAUUUGGAGUUUUGGAAUUGUACUCUAUGUUCUGGCGUGCGGCAAGGUUCCGUUCGACGAUCAGAGUAUGCCAGCUCUUCAUGCAAAGAUCAAACGCGGUCACGUCGAGUAUCCAAAUUGGCUCUCGCCAGAAUGCAAGAACCUGCUGUCGCGCAUGCUCGUCGUCGAUCCUAAAGCUCGAGCAACGUUGGCCGAAAUCAUAAAUCACCCCUGGAUGCUGAAAGGAUACGACGGACCUCAAGACUCCUAUCUACCAAACAGACGCCCGCUCACGUUACCCCUUGACCGCGAAGUUAUCAAAGGGAUGCAUGGAUUUGAAUUCGGUUCUGACGCGCGCAUAGAAGCAGAGCUCACGGCCGUGCUGGAGUCUCCAGAGUAUCAGGCUGCUUGUCAAGCAUGGUAUCGCUCAGACGCAAAUAUAUCUGGGGGUUCUUCCGGGGGUGGACACUUCAACGCAUUCUUGAAUGGGUCACUCUUCGAUUCGUCUAGCGGCUCGCCAACUAGCGCACACACUCCAAGGAAAAAGUCAACCUUUAGCUUUGAGUUUUACAAAAAGCGUCAGUCCAAUACGUCGCCAUCGUCUUCGCAGGAAACAUUGAACGAACGGUUCCCGGAUCCAACGAAUGCUUACCACCCCUUGAUCUCAAUCUACUUCCUAGUCAGGGAGAAACAAGAAAGAACAAGGAGACGACCUACAUUAGAGACCGCAGGAUCUACUCGAUCUGUUCUAGCUCCUCUGGAGGCUCCUGUACCUACUGCUUCAAGUGAGUCUUCUGGAGCAGUACCACGAAUGGAACUGGCUCCUCCUCCUGAAAUAAGUAGCGGCGAAAAGCAACCUCGACUCGGGCGUCUCGAAAUCCCAGUCAUUCCGGUACCGGAGACCGCACACACGCAUAGUCAGCCAACAGCUAGGACCGCGUUUCCGGGACGAUCACGCAGCGUUAACCAUGGUCACAGUGGGUACAUACCCGAUAGGUCUCGGUCUAACGUGUCGACAUCUCCUACGAGCAACAAAGACAGCUAUCCAUCACCGGUACAGCCACAAUACUCUCCAGUAUUCAGUAGUUCUAGGCAGCAUCAUCCUACCGAUCUACCGACUAUUCCUUCAGAGUCUAAUAGUCCAGAUGAGUUUGGACAUCCCACCCAUUUGUCGCCCGGACACACUAGUCAUGAUCCUCACAGCGGUAUGAACGUGACAUCACCAACUAGUCCGUCGAAGCGUGAUGGAAUCUCUAUUGGUGGAAUCUUCCGCAGACUGUCCACUAGACGUCAACACCGGUCAAACAGCAUGAGUACCGGUGGUCACAGCGGUGGUACGAUUCCUCCCAUGAGUCCCAGCGCAGGAUCCGCAUCCUCAGACGAUGAGCGGCCACCUCCCUUGCCAACUAUGGAGUUCAACGCCACCUACGAAGAUCCGCCUACAGGAAUUCCAGUACCCGGAUCCCCUCAGCAAGAGAAACGUCAUCCGGGGGUGACUUUUGCGCCCGACCACGAGACCCGCUCGGGAUCGGGGUCCGGAAAACAAUCUGGAAAUGCGCCACAGUCUUUCAUCCGCUUUGAGCGCCUGUUUUCAAGAGCUUCCAAUCUCGGUAGAUCCACAUCGAUCUCUGAAGGCACCUACAAUAGACGAGGAAGUCGCGUGCUGAACUAAAACAAGACGGCCGUUUCGUCUCAUUCGUGAAAAACAUAAUUUUGUAUAUAUAUCUACAGCUAUAUCGUCUUUUCUUUUCCUCACUUGUAUUGUCGUGUUUAGAAAGACUUGACGGAUCUAUAAACUGUUCUUGGUUGUCAUAUUGCUUUUUUUUAGGUUAACAUUCAUGUUGGCGAGGAUUGUUGAAGUCUGAGAGACUUCUUUUUAAUUUCACUUCUCUAUUUUUCUGGAUUUGAGGCGAUUAGAUAGAUCUACUUAUCUCUGCAGUGGAUCUUUCGGAGAAUACUACACUAUAGGAUUUAUAUAAAUAUAGUUCCCU